This is a messenger RNA of Anneissia japonica, 1410 nucleotides long. RefSeq names its product CDP-diacylglycerol--inositol 3-phosphatidyltransferase-like. The transcript has 6 exons. The coding region runs from base 144 to 830 and encodes 228 amino acids. Gene Ontology annotation, molecular function: phosphotransferase activity, for other substituted phosphate groups. Gene Ontology annotation, cellular component: membrane. Lineage: Eukaryota; Metazoa; Echinodermata; Crinoidea; Comatulida; Comatulidae. Gene Ontology annotation, biological process: phospholipid biosynthetic process. The record is from RefSeq and is a predicted model, not a curated record.
UUUAUUAAUUCGAGUAUUUCUUCCAGAGCGAUAACACGUAAGGAUGUGUAUGAACCUUAUAUACAAUCAUUCUUUUUCUGUCUUCUAAACUAUUACGCUGUAGCAUAGGACUUGUCAACAUACCGGUACUGGCUGAAAUAAAGAUGUUUGAGGCUAAACCACCUGAGCUCAAUGGUAAAGUUCCGAAUCGUAGGCCUAGUCGAAACAUAUACCUGUUUGUCCCAAACAUAAUAGGUUAUAUACGGAUAGUGUUGCUUGGAAUUGCAUGUCAUCUUCUCUACCUUGAUUGGUAUUUAGAAGGUUCAUUCAUGUACAUUGUAUUCAUCGUUUUGGAUUACGUUGACGGAUAUUACGCACGCAAGCUAAACCAAUGUACCGUAUUUGGGGGACUGUUUGAUGCAAUGAUUGACCUUCUAGGGGAAACGCUGAUGUCGAUGCAUAUCGCAGUACGAUAUCCGAGCUACAUCAAUUUGAUACAGUUUCAUAUUUUUUUUGCUCUGGGUUGUGAAUGGUUAUCAACAAGUGCUCAUGGUUCAUGUGGCUCUAUGAAUGUGAAGACUUCGACCACGGCUCUCCUGAAGUUUUACUACGAUAAGAUCAUGGAUUAUUCAUGGUUUGGAUAUAAUGCCUUCCUUGCGCUUGUGAAUAUUUCCAGUUACAAUAUGGGGCCGAUAGUGCCACUGUUUUCGAUCCAUCUGGUCCCUCUCUUAUUGUUCAUAUUGUUUUUUUCUGUUUUAACGCGGUUUCUAUUCAAUUUGAUCAGGAUAUACGAGUCACUGAAAUUGUAUGAAGGCAUCGAGACAAGGAGACAGCUAGAGAAGUUCACAUAAAUUUUCUAGAGUGUCAAUCAAACUUAACCAAUCAGAACAGUGCCAGGAAUACGCGGGUGUCCAACAAACACACGUGUUUUGUAGGACCUUAGCAACAAUAUCCAUGGGGCGGGGCUUAGCGGCGGAAAAGUCCAUAUUUUCUGCUGAAGUGAGAUAUUAUCUUCAAGGGUUUAUGGACUUUUUUAGAGUGUCAAUCAAACUGACUAGGCCUAACCAGAACGUGUUAUUCGAUAGACGGGACCAGAAAUAAUCGUAUGUUACAUGAAGAACACAAAUUUAUAACCACACGGCUCUCGUAUUAUUAGUGGACGUUAGCAACAAAAUCCACGGGCUAAUUGGAACGGUCUAUUUUGUAGGACUUGCUAUUUAUUUGCUUUUAUAGGCACGUCUUUGGGCCAAGGAUUGCCAAGAGCGAAUACAGUAGAACCCCUAUUAAGGACUAAAUAAAGGCCCCAUAAUAGGGAUGUUCUCUGAAUAGGGGUUGUCCCUAGAUUUACAACUACAAGAUAUAGUUAUCGCUCGUUUCAUGGCUGAAAAAGUGUCCCAAAGAGGGUUCUAUUGUAUAUUACAAGGGGAAAAU